UUUUAUUAUAAAUUUAUUUUUACUCUACACUGAAUAUAUAUUAUAGGUUUUUACGAAAUGUUAAUUAAUAAAAUUCCAUUAUGCAUUCAUAGCAGGUAUUAAGAAACUGCAAUGGAUUUUAGAUAAAUAUUCAUAUAAAAAUAAUAUUUAUAUUUAUUGUUGAAAUAGAUAUUUCACAGCUGCAAUGAUCUUGUGGCUGACUAACUCACAUUAUCUUCUGUGUACGGAUUAUAACGAAAAAAGUUUAUAAAAAAAGAAUGUACGUCUCGAUAGCUUUCACGAACUAUUGAUAGCAUCUUUGUUAUCGAUGGUGUAUCAUGUCACAAGAAAAAUGUGUAUAGAUAGAUAUUUCGCGAAAAUAGUCAUUAUUAGUUCAUUGAAUAGUCCGCUCAAGCAAAGACGCUCCUUUAAUUCUGAACGAAAUCUGUUUCAAUCAAUUUUUAAUCUUGUUUUAUUGAUAUGGCAUUGACAAUUGUAUGGCAAAUGAUUCUAUUCGAAGUUUUAGUUAAAGAGAAAUCGGUGUCAUAGAAUCUAUAGAAAACUGCAGACUGUUUAUGUGCACACGCAAAUGAAAUUCCAGAAGACGGAAGCUAACAGAGAAGGUGCUAAAAAAGAACGAAAAGUUAAAAGGAAGCAAGCAGGUCUAUAAAUAUAAAUCGAAGCUCGUGAUGUGCGUAUAGUAAGUGCCACUUUAUUUAUCAUCACUUCCUCGUAAUUAUUACUCAGCAUCAGUUUUUUCUACGUCUUCUUUGUAUGCGUGCACCAAGUCCGUCCGGAGUUGCACCUUCUGCACUUCGUUUCUUUUCUUUCUCUCUUUAUCUUUUCAGAGAACGAACGUACACCUCUAUCUUGUUCAAAUGCACCCGCUUGCGAGAGAGUGCAGGCAAAACGAACGCAAUCGCAGCCUGGAGUACGCUCCGUCUCUCUCCGCGCUUCGUGGAAAUCGCGCGCAAGCGGGGACGCCAUUGGCCGCGACGCCGCCCCACUUCAUUCCACUCGUCAGUCGGGCUCAAGCCCUCGUUGAGUGCGUGUUGUGCAUUGUUGGUUGUGCUUUACGUCGGUACGCGAGCGUACGGAUUUGUCACUGAAAAAGAUCGAGCGCUCGCGUAGCAUGUCUUGACGAGUAGGAGAGGUGUUACGACAGGGUUUCCGGCAGAUAAGGGUUCUCCAAAAUGGCGGGCGGUCAUCAGCAGCUUCCGGAGCAGUACACGGUGCCGCAAUACGCGAGGAUCUUCCACAGUCUGCCGCAUCUAAAUGUCUCUUUGCAUUCGGUCAAUAAUACCUUCAAUCCGCACUCCGAGAUCUACUUGGAGAGCCUUGGGAUAUUGGGAAGUAUUCCUGCAGCCUGGUUGAUUUUAACGUUGCUGGUGUUGCUGGUUUAUUUGGUAACGAGAUGCUGCGACCGGAGGCCGCGCCCCAAGAAGUCGAUAACCGCGCUGAAGUUUUCGCUGGCCAUCCUGGCGUUGCUCUGUAGCGGAGCGGUCGCCGUUGGUCUUUAUGGCAACGACGACGUGCACAAUGGCUUAGUACAACUCGUGGCAGCGGCAAAGAAUGUUGACGGUAUCCUCAUGGGAGUCAGAAAUCAGACCGACACUAUAGAAGUGACUCUGAAGAAAAAAGUGGAGCCGCAGUUGACUGCUCUCCGAGACGCAUUUGACGCUCCGGCCAGCAAUAAAACUAUGUUAGGCUGGUUGCUGGUGGCGCUAAAUAACAUGAAAGAUAACACGAGCAUCGCCGCAAAUCGGAGUUUUGAAAUCCGGAAGCCAUUAAACGGCAUCAGUCUCGCCGGCGCCAUCGGAAUGGGCGAGAAGAUCGAACAGUUGCGAUGGCCUAUCACCAUGGCAGUUCUGAGCGCUCUGCUUGUUCUCUGCGUGGUUCUGGUGGUCGGCGUUGCGCGACACUCCAGAUGCGUUCUCAUAACAUUUUCCGUGUUCGGCUUGUUCGCGGUGAUCGUCUCUUGGCUCAUGGCAUCCUUAUACCUGGCAACUUCCGUAGCCCUAGGUGAUCUCUGCGUGUCGCCCGACGGCUACUUAAGCAGAGCCGUACCGUCGACCUUAGCUUCCGAGGUGCUCUCGUACUACACGCAUUGUGAGAACACGCGCAGCAAUCCGUUCACGCAGAGAUUGCGGGACGGGCAGCGCGCGGUGGGCAACAUGAGACACAAUCUGAACGCUGUCACUCGACUGGCAGUGGAACUGUACAAGGAGCAGCAUCUCCAGCCGAAGCUCAGCAGUUUAUCCACGGACGUUAACACCGUGGACAGACUCAUGUCCGGCCUGGCUACGUUACUCGACUGCAAACCCCUGCAUAAGCAAUACGUUCACGCCGCUAAGAGUUUAUGCCACUUGGGACUGUAUGGAUUGACUUUUAUGCUACUAGCCAGUUUAGCCGCGGGUCUCUUGUUCACCGUACUGGUUUGGGUGGAUUCUCAUACGUGGAUAUACAUACGAAAACGAAGAGAUUACCAUCAAGUCGACGAGCAGGAUCCGUAUUUACCGCCGUCGGCGGCCUCGCAGGCGAUAGCAGCGCGGACCCUUCGAGGCCAAGGGUCGUACCCGCCUACAGCCCCUACGCUUAAUUCGAAUGCUCUUGGCACUCAUAAUACGAUUAAGCAGCCUCUCUUGCUAACGCCGCCCCCACCGUCCUACGCUACUGCGACUGCUCGAGCACGUCAACUGCACGAGAGCAUGCUAAAAGGUGGGGGUGUUAACGGGAGCGGAGCAGGCGGGGAUCACAAAUCGUCUCAGCAUAAUCAGCAAUCGACGGGUGGACGAACUGAGCACCGUUCUGGACUCGGAGAUCAACCUGGCCAGUACGCGACUCUGAGCAAACAGUGCAAGACCCUGGAAUCGAGUAGAGAACCACCGUGGACGCCCAGCGUGGCGUCUUUUACCGGUACCCUGUCUCACAAUUCGCAUGGACCUGCGCAUCUUGCCACUUUCCAAGACUCUCGGAAGACGCAAACGCUGGAUCCGAAGAAUCUGGCUAGCCUGAAAAGGGGGGGCCCCACCCCGGCUUGGAAUCAAAAUCGACCGCUCCCGCCGAAUCCCACGAAUCAGCAGCCUACGUGGGAGUUCGAGUCACGCUCGCAGACCAACAUGAAUCAGUUUCGGUCGUUGGUGCGGAACAAGGCGCCUAACAUUCGCAUUCAGGACCAGAUGCAGGAUCAAGUCAGAACUUUGGACCGUAAUUUCUCGCGCGGUCAGUUCAACGGUACCGCCGCGCAGAACAGCACCGUGCCGAACAUGUACGGUACGUAUAAUCGCGCGCAGGGCAGGCAGGAGAAGCCGACGGUGGCUACAUUGAGUCAGGUGCAGGGUAGCGAUCCUAAUCUGUAUGCUGUAACGGAACUCUAAUCGUGCGACCGGGAAAAAGCCGGGAAACGACGUCAUCGACGGAUCACGUCGUGAGUAGGAACUUGGCGGAAUGGUAACCUCUCCGUCGCGAGUUUUAUCCUUCGACGAGUCUCAAAUCGCGUGCGAUUCCGAGUUCCUACAGAGAGAAAUGGCAAACUGAUUUUUCGGAUGAUUUGCGAUACAAGUGAGAAAAAUAGGAGGGGGCGAUGAAGUUUCGGAGAACACGGGAAACUUGUGCGAGGUAUACUUUAUAUCCGAGAUUUUGUACUUGUAUAUCAUGUACAGUGGAUAUUGUGGUACGUCCUUCUGCGUUUAUCCUGUCGAUUUGUUACCGCGAUUUCUUGAUCGGAUCGCGAGCUAUCCUUAAGCUUGAAGCGGCGACGUACGUAUUUAUUGUUUGUUGGUUGGCUGGCCGGAGGGAGAGAGCUGCACGAACGACUUAAAGCACAAGUAUCUUCACACAAAGCUUUACAUCGACAUACAUAAUUUACAGAGAUACUACUCGCUUCUCUUUAUUCUAAAUUAGCCGUUAAUUUUUCGCGCGUAAUGCUUGACUGAGCGAAACUGACUAAAUAACGCAAGGCUUUCGAAGGGAAUACCAAAAGAGAUACGGUUUUUAUAUACUUUUUACAUUUUAAUCGAACGAAUCUAUGUUGACUUUUUCCGUGAGAGGUAUUUAAUACACUUUAUAUGUGUGUGAACGUAUACGUGUACAUCUAGUUACCGCACGAAUGUCUGGUGAUUUUUUACGAGACACUCUGGCAGAAUUCGAUCGAAUUAUGGAAUACGCUCGAUGACUGCCAAUGCUCAGACAAACGUAUUCUUUAAGUACAAACACGGUGGUAGUAUACACAGGUGUUGAAAUUUUUCAGUUUUUAUACGGAAAGAAGAAUAAAACGAGCGUCGAACAUAUAUAUUAAAUGAACGAUGAGAUCAUUGGAAACUUACUUCCACAAGCGAUUCUAGCUAAUGUACGAUGUACCCUUUAAAGGCAGUGGGGAAAAUGAAUCUAUCGCAAAAGUUGAAUCUUACUUGUACUCUGUAAGGGUCACAAAUGAAUUUUUUGCGGAGUGCAGUCUUCCUGAGAUAUUCUGUAACACUAGAGAUAUAUCGGAUAUCCAGCAAUUAUUCAGCAUUCGCGAAAUCGGAUUGUACUUCGGUAUCAAUGUUCAACUUUGAAUGCUUCACACAAAAUGACAAAAUGACAAAAAAUGUAGGUGCGUACAUGGAAAAAGGACAGAUUUUCUAAAGUUUUUAAUGUAAUUUUUACCAAUUUCGUUCAUGUCAGUAAUAAUAAUCGUACGCAGUACGCAUCGUACUAUGUUCAAAUAUCGAAGAACAAUUUUGUAUUUGAAUAAUUGUCGGUUGAAUAAAUGCUAUUUACAUUUAGCAUCCGGCAUCCGCCUAGCGAUUAAAUAUUGCCACGGAUGCCUGAUUCUACAUUAUCCGGUACAUCUCUAAUCGGUAUUAUUCAAAACUUUGUAAAAGUUGACAGAGAUUUUUAGCAAUUACAUAUGAUACUUUAUACUCGCAUCCGCAUAUAAUUCACAGAAUAAGUUUUGUAUAUAAACAGUAACAUUUAAGAUUAUCGAGUAAACGUGAAAAAGAGUGUGAUAAAACGAAUCUAGAUGUUAUGCAAAUUUGUGAAAGCAUUUUGUGACUUUGGUUUGACGGUUCAACUAUCUGAAAAGGAAAGGAAAAUCGUGCCAUUCCAGAAAUGUUUGCAUUUAUCGCAACCACUUUCCAGAGUUUUUCUUACGGCUUGCGUUUAUAGUCCGAUAACGUAAUCGCAAUACUGAGCAUUGAAAGCGAAGGCGAAUAGCGAAGAAACUUUUAAUCCAAUGUAAAUAAUUGUAAUAUUUAUUGUGGAGCGAUAGCUCUCGUAGACUAAUAGCUAUAGUUUAGUUAAAUGCUAAUUUAAGUUUCGACGGUAAAUAUUAAACGUGUACAUGCGGCGUGCACCGCCGCGUGCACAUAAUGUGAGACGAACGAAUAUGUCACUUUGUUCAGUUUAAAGUUGAAGAAGUACCCUAGUCAGUACAUGAAGUUGUGUACAUUCGAUACAAGCGAAAGAAAGAUCUCUUGCCAAAUUCUUAACACGGCUCAAUUUUCAAGAAAAGAACAUAGAGAGGACUGCUCUUUUUUCUCAGAUAUUUGUAUCGUUACUAUUAAUACAUAUGGAAGCUAUAUUAGUGCAUCAUUGCUCCGAUACAUGUUCUAGAUUUUAAGAAAAAAAGUUCUCAUCGAGAAAAUAAUACAAGCGACAUCCAACCUCAGUGUUUUAAAGAAAAAAGGCAGGAAUAUGAAUUUUUAACGUAUUUUCUUCUUUUUUCUCAGAAUAAUUAUUUGUUUUGCAGUUUGUUUUUACGAUAUCAAUCAAUCGAUAUGCAAUAAGUAAAAUCUUAAUUAUUUUUUCAUUUAGUAAAAUUCAAAAAGAGAGAGAGCA
Molecule: messenger RNA, 5802 nt
Organism: Ooceraea biroi (clonal raider ant)
Lineage: Eukaryota; Metazoa; Arthropoda; Insecta; Hymenoptera; Formicidae
Gene: tty
Product: tweety
Cellular component (GO): plasma membrane
Molecular function (GO): intracellularly calcium-gated chloride channel activity; volume-sensitive chloride channel activity
Source: RefSeq, a predicted model, not a curated record